UUUUCGUAUGGGCUACUAAUAUUAAUUGUAAACGUACAGUUCUCUGAAUGCAUUUAAUAAUGAUAAUAUUUGCAUCAGGUAAAACACGAGACUUUGAAUCUCAAAGUUUCUAGAAACACGCUUCCGUCUCGUACUCAAUCCUUAUAAAUAAUCAGUGACUCGAGAAAAAGAUCAAAGAAAAACCUGGACAUGGCGCUGCUCUCGCUUGUUCUUUCCUUGCUCGCUGCCACAGCAAUCUUAGCAGCCGACCCCGAUCCUGUGCAAGAUUUCUGUGUCGCCGACCUGGAUUCCUCCACCAGUGUCAAUGGAGCAGCCUGCUUGACAACAGCAUCAGCGCGCGAGGACAACUUUACCUCCACUGUUCUUCGCAACGUCCAGCCAGUGCGUACUCCAGGAGGAUUUGUGGCAUCCCGAGUCACAGUACCGCAGCUUCCAGCUCUCAACACCCAGGGUUUGUCUGUGAAUCGUGUAGAUCUCGGCCCCGGAGGAGUAAACACACCCCACGUCCAUCCGCGAGCCACCGAGCUCAUCUACAUCAUGGAGGGAACCGUCCAGGCCGGCUUUGUGGACACCACCAACAAGCUCUUCCUCAAGACGCUCCAGAAGGGCGAUCUCUUUGUUGUCCCUCGAGGCCUCGUCCACUUCCAGUGGAAUGUUGGAGCCACUCCUGCAACAAUUUUCGCCACGUUUAACAGCCAGAAUCCAGGAGUGGAGCGCUUGGAGAUUACUCUGUUUGGUUCUGGGAUCCCAGAUGCCGUGCUCGCUGCAUCCUUCAGGCUCAAUCAGUCCGUCAUUAACGAGCUCAAGCACAAGUUUACUCCCUGAUGGUAAGGAAAAGCUUGUGUUAGAACAGAUAAAGUAGAGAUCCUCACCAAGAAGUACGUCGCUGUGGACUCUACCAUUCAAUAUCUUCUUGUCGGUCAAAGCUGUCAGCGUGUAUAUUUUGUGACAAAAACACGCGCUUUUGAAUUUGCGUCCUUGUGCUAUAUAAUAGCUGUUGUCUUGAUCUAA
Selaginella moellendorffii is the source of this 1011-nucleotide messenger RNA. RefSeq names its product germin-like protein 5-1. The record is from RefSeq and is a predicted model, not a curated record. Lineage: Eukaryota; Viridiplantae; Streptophyta; Lycopodiopsida; Selaginellales; Selaginellaceae. Bases 190 to 825 code for a protein of 211 amino acids. Gene Ontology annotation, cellular component: cell wall. Gene Ontology annotation, molecular function: manganese ion binding. The transcript has a single exon.